This is a messenger RNA of Penicillium egyptiacum, 1908 nucleotides long. NCBI's taxonomy places the organism in Eukaryota, Fungi, Ascomycota, Eurotiomycetes, Eurotiales, Aspergillaceae. The record is from the annotation of a GenBank genome assembly.
AUGGGUAACGAGACACUUCAGCAGUUCGCCGCCCUCGAUCUAGACUACUUGAUUAUAGGUGGAGGUACCGCAGGUCUAGCUGUUGCUGCACGACUCACCGAGGUCCCUGAAUUCCGCGUGGGAGUCGUCGAAGCCGGCCCAUCGGUAUUUGACAUCGAUGAUAACGGCGCGAUCAAUGUCCCUGGUCGGUAUGGCGAAACCAUCAGCUCAAAAUACGAUUGGAAAUUCAAAACUAUCCCACAGCCGGGCCUAGGAGGAAGAUCACUACCAUGGCCACGAGGUCGUAUAUUAGGCGGCACAAGUGCGCUCAAUCUUAUGGCCUGGAAUCGGGGUCAUCGCAAAGACUACGAUGCUUGGGCGGAACUGGGGAAUGACGGAUGGGGAUGGGAAGAUCUGCUGCCUUUUUUCCGCCGCAGCGAGAACUUCCACCCGCCGAGCGCCGCUCAUCAAAAGCAUUAUCAGUCCUCCUAUGAUCCCCAGGCUAAUGGAACGAAGGGCCCUGUACAUACAACUCAUGCCAAGCAAUAUAGCCCUGCACACCAAUAUUGGCAUGACACACUCAAUAGUCUCGGGGUUCCAUCCACGCGCGAUAGUCUGGCGGGUGAUAAUACGGGCGCCUGGAACAUGGUCUGUACUAUUGAUCCAGAUAGUCAGGAGCGCAGCUACUCUGCCUCUGCGUACUACUACCCCAUUUCGAAACGCCCAAACCUGCAUAUACUGACCGAAGCAACCGCCAUGGAAAUUUUGUUCGAUUCUGAAGAUGAUGAGUGGUACACAGCAGGGGUUCGAGUACGCUGGAACGGACUGGAAGCCAAUAUCAAAGCAUACGAAGAAACAAUUGUCUGUGCUGGUAGCGUGCAAUCGCCACAACUUCUGGAGCUAUCCGGCAUUGGCAAUCAGGACGUGCUGGAAGCUGCUGGAAUCGAGACAAAAGUCCACAGUCCCAACGUAGGGGAGAAUCUACAGGAGCAUAUGAUGACUGCCACUAUCUUCGAAAUACCCUCCACGAUUCCAACCCGGGAUGAUAUUCUCAAAGACCCAAUUCAGCGCGAAGCUGCGGACCGCGCCUAUUAUGCUUCUCAGACCGGGCCUUGGACUGUGAUGCCCUGUUCAGUGGCGUACUGUCCGCUCUCGAAGAUCCUAUCGCCUGAGGAAUGCGAUGAGCUACACACUCAAGCCAGGGAAGUCGCGCGAAAUACAGGACGUGCACAUGACGCUCUUCUGGCCACUCAAUUCGAAUCCGGUCAAGCGCGCGGGCAAGUCGAGUAUCUCUUCGAUCUCGGUAACUGGAGCCCAUAUUUUGUUUCUGAGCCAGGAAAGAAAUACGCUACAAUGCUGCAAAUGCUGCAGUACCCUUUCUCGCGCGGCUCUAUCCAUAUACCCCCUAUGAGUGAAAACAACUAUGAAAAGGCCACAAUUGAUGAUAAGCCUGUGAUUGAUCCGCGGUACUUUCUAGGACCUGGGGAGAUUGAUAAGAAGGUCAUGGCGAAAGCACUUAAAUGGGGAGAUCGAAUUUGUCAAACUGAGCCUUUGGCCAAACUCAUUCAAGAUCGUGUCUUUCCUCCUGCCAAUGGGGCAGACUCCGAGGACAAAGUAUACGAAGAGUUUGUCUCGAAUUACACUGUCACCGAUUGGCAUCGUAUGUGCUCCCCCUCAGAUCCAUUCAACAAGUCACUAAAUAUACAUACAGCAGUUGGAACAUGCGCUAUGGGUGAAGAAUAUGGGAUCAAUGCGGGAGUUGUGAAUGAUACGCUACAGGUGCAUGGGGUCCAUCGUCUGCGGGUUAUAGAUGCUAGCAUCAUGCCAUUGCAGGUUGGGGCACACAUCCAAGCCACUGUAUAUGCGAUUGCCGAAAAGGCGGCGGAGAUGAUCAUUGAUGACAAUUUUUCUCGAAAUGGUCACUUCUGA